CAAGCAAGCAAAGCAAGCAGCAUGCAAACUCCCACUUGAAGUUGAACUGUCCGCCUGUAUUACAAAACCAAGCCACCAUAGUCCACAUAGAUAAGGUUGUUCUUUCACCUAAUCCCAUCAAAAAACCUUUCAUCCUUAGGAAUCCCAUAUCAAAAAGACCACAUUUUUACUCUCUGAUUAUCAAAACUUGACACCUUUAUUUCUCUCAUGAAACCAAACCCAAUAAAAUUUAGCCAAAAGGGUCCUUGAAUUUUGAAUUUCUUCGAGGCUGCAUGAGUAUUCAAGACUUGUACAGUACUAAUUGUUUUUUCUUCAAGUUUGUUAACUUGAAUUUGUUAAAGUUGAAGUCUUUGUCAUGGCUAUGGUCACAGUUUCACAGUCUUUCAAUUUUCAUGGAUUCUUUGUUAGAAAAGCCUCUUUAUUGCCAUCAUCUGCUUCGAGAGUUCGCUAUAGCAUCAAUGAUCGAAGAUGGUUGAAUUUAGAUUCAGCUUCAAGUUCUUGCAGGUUCAGGAAUUUAAAUUCAAGGUGCUCAAUAACAAAUACUGACUUGCACUUGAGCGAUGUUCUCACUGAGGAUGAGGCACCACAAGAUUUAUCGGCUGCCGAGUGUGACUGUUCAACCCCCAUUGUUCAUCUCAAAACUGAUAUCCUUGAGAGUGAAUCUCUUAGCUUACUAGCUGAGACAACUUAUGUGGAUAGUGUUUUGACAGCGUUGCCUGUUUUAUCAGAGGAGGAGCAGAAUGCCCUUGCAGCAACUCCAGCCCAUCCAGUUGGAUUGUAUGCACUUUAUGCUAGUUCUCUAGCUGGAAAUUUAGUGGAACAGCUGUGGAAUUUUGCUUGGCCUUCUGCUAUUGCGUUGCUUCAUCCUAGCCUUCUACCAGUGGCGGUCAUGUGUUUCUUCAGUAAGCUUGCCAUAAUUGUUGGUGGCCCUUUGGUUGGCAAACUCAUGGAUUAUUCUCCCAGAGUACCUGCAUAUAUGGGUUUAAAUGUUGUCCAGGCAGCUGCACAGUUGUUAUCUGCAACAAUGAUAAUUCAUGCACAUACUGUUUCUCCUACUUCUGUGUCAUCUGUUCUUCUCCGUCCAUGGUUUAUCGUACUUGUGUUAGCGGGGGCUGUCGAGAGGCUAUGUGGAGUAGCUACAGGGGUUGCUGUGGAGCGUGAUUGGGUCAUACUGUUAGCAGGAAUGAAUAGGCCUAUUGCACUCGCACAAGCAAAUGCUGUUCUUAAUCGAAUUGAUCUUAUCUGUGAGAUAGCUGGAGCAUCAGUAUUUGGAAUUCUUCUCUCCAAAUAUGAGCCAGUGACUUGCUUGAAGUUUGCUGCUGCUUCAAUGAUCUGGUCGUUACCAGUCAUGAUUGGUCUCACAUGGUUAACCAACAAGCUAGCCACCGGGGUUCUUGACCGUCCAAGAUCUUGUCAAACCUGCUGUGGAGAAUCUUCUGAAGAAGCUGCGGUUGAUGCUGGCAGUAUAGUGGAUAGAGGUCUGGAAACUAUCAAGCUUGGGUGGAAGGAAUACAUGCAGCAGCCUGUUCUUCCUGCAAGCCUUGCCUACGUGCUCCUCUUCUUCAAUGUUGUUCUUGCUCCAAGCAGUUUGAUGACAGCAUUUUUGACACAGCGUGGAGUUAAUCCAUCUGUAAUAGGGGGCUUCAGUGGAUUAUGUGCUUUCAUGGGUGUUGCAGCAACAUUUCUGUCAGCCACCUUGGUCAAGCAACUUGGCAUUUUAAAGGCUGGAGCAGCUGGACUUGUAUUUCAGGCUUCUCUUCUCUCCUUAGCUGUUGCUGUGUAUUGGAGUGGGUCUCUCUCUCAGCAGAGCCCUGUACUCUUCUUCUUGGGAUUGAUUGUAUUAUCAAGGCUGGGACACAUGUCAUAUGAUGUUGUGGGAGCACAGAUUCUUCAAACUGGGAUCCCAACAUCCAAAGCAAAUCUUAUAGGCACAACAGAAGUUUCUGUUGCAAGUUUGGCAGAGUCUGUAAUGUUGGGAGUUGCAAUAAUAGCAAAUGAUGCUUCACAUUUUGGAUUUUUGGCGAUGCUAUCUCUUUUAUCAGUGGUUGGGGCAGCAUGGAUGUUCUGCCGAUUGUUGUUGAAUCCAACGGAUGAACAGAGAAGUCUUUUUGCAGUAGAAUCCAACACAUGAACAAACAAACAUCUUUACUCUUUUGAGCCUCACUUUAAUUCUUAGUUUGCAGCCAUUUGAGUUACAGAAUGCAGAGGCUUUUUGACUUAAACAGGAGCUAGGAUUUAGCUGUAAUACCCUUCAGGGUUGCUAUGAAAAUUUUCCCAGAAGAAAGCUUGAGGUAUAUCUGUUUCAGUAGUCACUUCCUGCUCGUCAUUGCUAUAAUGGUAAUGUUUAUUGUUUGGUCUAUAGCAUGCCUUCUGUAUUAUAUUCUACCAUGUACAUGACAAGCUUCAAACAAAGUUCUAUUCUCACUGGGCAUAUCCUACUUCACACGCACAAACAUGUAAACCAACUUGUAAAUCAUUGAUCAAUCCAAUUCUUUUACAUGACA
This is a messenger RNA of Populus trichocarpa (black cottonwood), 2504 nucleotides long. Its product is annotated as solute carrier family 40 member 3, chloroplastic. The transcript has 14 exons. The coding region runs from base 356 to 2131 and encodes 591 amino acids. Gene Ontology annotation, molecular function: iron ion transmembrane transporter activity. NCBI's taxonomy places the organism in Eukaryota, Viridiplantae, Streptophyta, Magnoliopsida, Malpighiales, Salicaceae. The record is from RefSeq and is a predicted model, not a curated record. Gene Ontology annotation, cellular component: membrane. Gene Ontology annotation, biological process: iron ion transmembrane transport.